This is a messenger RNA of Trifolium pratense (red clover), 1263 nucleotides long. RefSeq names its product BTB/POZ and MATH domain-containing protein 1-like. Gene Ontology annotation, molecular function: protein binding. Bases 26 to 988 code for a protein of 320 amino acids. The record is from RefSeq and is a predicted model, not a curated record. Lineage: Eukaryota; Viridiplantae; Streptophyta; Magnoliopsida; Fabales; Fabaceae. The transcript is spliced from 6 exons.
CCUAAUUGCUCAUCACCUUUAACACAUGAUGUCGUCUGAUCUGGAGACUACCAGCAAUAAGGCAAUUUCAAGUGCUCACAAUGGUGUUGGUAUUUCCAUAUCAAAGAGGGAUCUACCACCCGCCGACUACUUGUUUAAGAUCGACCCAUAUCCCUCGUCGAUGGACAAAUUGGGGGAGAAGUAUGAGUCUGAUGCUUUUCAAGUUGGUGAUUACACAUGGAAGUUGGUACUCUAUCCAAGUGGAAAAUCGAAAAGAAGUAGCAAAGACCACGUCUCUUUAUACUUGGCAAUUGUAAAUACAGAGAACCUUUCUCGUGGUUGGGAAGUUAAUGUUAACUUUAAGCUGUUUGUGCUGGAUCAAUAUAAUAACAAUUAUUUGACCAUCCAAGAUGGUGAUGGUGCUGUACGAAAGUUUAGUGAAAUGAAAAGUGAAUGGGGUUUUGAGAAAUUAAUUUCAUUGGAUGAACUCUUUGAUUCAUCUAAUGGAUACUUUGUUGAAGAUACAUGUGUGUUUGGAGCUGAAGUUUUUGUGAUUCGCCAUUGUGACAAAUGGGAAACUCUUUAUUUAGUCAAUGAUCCUCCACAAGUCUCACUCACUUGGAAACUUGACAAAUUUUCAUUUUGGACAGCAGAGGGCACUUCCAAACCCUUCACCGUUGGUGAGAGAGAAUGGAUGUUAAAGGUUCUUCCUCGCGGAUAUGAUGCAGAGGGAUUCAGAGGCUAUCUAGCAUUAAUCUUGCAGCUAACAGAUUGGAAAAAGUUCCCAUCAAAAAAAGCAGUGAAUGCAAGUGUCAAGAUAAAAAUUUUAGACCAGCUUAACAAUAAAAAUUAUGAGAAAACAGAAAACUUCUCGUUUAGUGCCUCACAAACAGACCAGGGAGAUUACAAAUUCAUAUAUCUUAGUGAUCUCAAGCAAGAAGCAAACGGAUAUAUUAAAGACGAUGUUGUAAUCUUGGAAGUUGAAAUCUUUAAGAUUUCAAUAAUUUAGAUUCCCCUUCUAGAUUAUUUACUAAUUUAAAAAUAGAAUAAAAUACAAUCCCUUUGUGGUUAUUGUGUGGUUGUGGUGCACAAUUUCUUGUAUUCUUGUAUUUUACAAACUUUCGGUGAAUGCGGAGCCAGUCUUUAUAAUAAGUGGGCGUUAAAUGUAACGAGUCUAAAGUUACAGAAGCAUUCGCCAACUUUGAUGUGGAAACACUUUUGUUUGUAUUUCAUUUGGCCAUCCUUUAAAUAAUGUUGUUUGUGGACUGUUUUCUCUAAAUUUCA